UCUCUCCCCCCACCAUUCCCAAUUUGCCCUACUUGAAUUUCCCACGCGCUCUGGGUGUCACAUCCGGUUUCAGACCGCCUCUCAGCUGCUCUCUCGCGCUCCCGUUUCCCUGCUCUUCUCCAAAACGGUGAGCCAAACUUGCGCGCGGUACCGGUAGCUCCCCCCACCACCCGCCACCGCCAGCGCCGCCACCACCACCGCCGCCGCCGCCGCCGCUGUUUCUGAAACUGGUGCUGAGCGGAGAGCGCGAGAGCCGGUAGAAGAGCGCGAGACACACACACACAACCAGCCGAAGCACCGGGAGCGCGAGAUGAGCUAAAAUAAUGCCCGGAGACGACCGCGCGAGACCCGCUUCGCCGCCUCCCCCGUCAUUCCGCUGCUAAAGGAGGGGGAGAGAGAGAGAGAGAGAGAUAGAGAGAGAGAGAGAGAGAGAAAAGAAGAAAGAGGAGAAGAAGAGGAGGAGGAAGAGGAGAAGAGCACGCGAGCCACAGCGGUCGAGGCGGGAGGAGAGGCGCGAGAGCGGAGCUGAAUGUGAGAGGCGCGAGAUGCAGCCCGCGAGCAAGCUGCCGACGCUCAUCCUGCUCGUGCUCAUGGGCACGGAACUCACGCAAGUGCUGCCUGCUAAUCCGGAGGAGUCGUGGCAGGUGUACAGCUCGGCGCAGGACAGCGAGGGCAGGUGUGUUUGUACGGUCGUCGCUCCGCAGCAGACCAUGUGCUCCAGGGAUGCUCGCACCAAGCAGCUACGGCAGCUUCUGGAGAAGGUUCAGAACAUGACCCAGUCGAUCCAGGUUCUGGACCAGCGGACGCAGAGGGACCUGCAGUACGUGGUCAGAAUGGAGGACCAGCUCAGAGGCCUGGAGACCAAGUUCAGACAAGUGGAGGAAAACCACAAACAAAACCUCGCCAAGCAAUACAAGGCCAUAAAGGCGAAGAUGGCGGAGAUACGGCCGCUGAUCCCCGUGCUGGAAGAGUACAAGGCGGACGCACGGCUGGUGCUGCAGUUCAAGCAGGAGGUGCAGAACCUGACGACCAGCCUGGCUCACCUGCAGGAGGAGAUGGGAGCCUACGACUACGACGAGCUUCACUCCCGUGUCUCCAGUCUGGAGGAGAGACUCCGGGCAUGCAUGCAGAAACUCGCAUGCGGAAAGCUGAAGGGCAUCAGUGACCCCAUCACCAUUAAAACAUCUGGAUCUCGCUUUGGAUCCUGGAUGACUGACCCGCUGGCUCCAGAGGGAGAUACCAGAGUGUGGUACAUGGAUGGUUACCACAACAACCGUUUUGUGCGGGAGUAUCGUUCCAUGACGGACUUCAUGACGUCAGAUAACUUCACAUCCCACCGGCUGCCACACCCAUGGUCUGGGACCGGCCAGGUAGUCUACAACGGCUCCAUCUACUUCAACAAGUUCCAGAGCCACGUCAUCAUUAAGUUUGACUUCAAGACCUCCACCAUCAGCAAGACCCAGAGGCUGGAUAACGCAGGGUUCAGCAACUCGUACCACUACGCUUGGGGCGGCCACUCCGACAUCGACCUAAUGGUAGAUGAGGGUGGGCUCUGGGCCGUUUACGCCACCAAUCAAAAUGCAGGCAACAUCGUCAUCAGCAAGCUCAACCCAAUCACACUGCAGAUCAUCAAGACGUGGACGACUAACCACCCGAAGCGCAGCGCAGGGGAAUCCUUCAUGAUCUGUGGGACACUUUACGUGACCAACAGCUACUCCGGAGGGACGAAGGUCUACUACGCCUACCACACCAACUCUUCCACCUAUGAGUACAUCGACAUCCCCUUGCAGAAUAAGUACUCGCACAUCUCCAUGUUGGAUUACAAUCCUCGGGACCGCGCCCUCUAUGCCUGGAACAACGGCCAUCAGGUGCUAUACAACGUCACCCUCUUCCACCUGAUCCGCUCUGAGGAACUGUAAGCUUGGAGAUGCCGCCUAUGGAGAGUGAACUUGAAUGGUAUGGAACAUUCGGUCAUGUGUAACGUAACGCGGUGGAACGCCAACAGAUGAAACAACUGUUGGGCUAAUGGAUAGUAUAAAAAUAUCUACAAAACAAAGCAGAGAAUACUCUAAGAAGAUUUCUACGAUCAUGGACUUGGUCAAACAACCAAGACCAAUGCCAAAAAAGUCAUGCCUUUUGAUGUUUUAUAACACGGCAAUUUUUCAUCGUUGGGUUCUGUAAAGGCUUUCUUUGGCACUAAUAGGACAAGUGUUGGUCAGAGUGAGGAAAAGGGACAGAGCCAUGAACUUGACAGAUUGGUUACUGACUCUUAACCAAAAUGUAUUGCCCCUCCCUGCACUGGCUGACUUUGUGGAGAGAAAUAUUAGGUGCUACGUCAAAAUAUACCCAUGACAGCAAUUACAGCAUAUUCCAACCUAAACAUAUGGUUACCUAAGCCUUGCCCAGCCCAAUCAACCCAACAUGAGGCCCGACCCAGCACAUUCUCAACACAAUGGCCUAGCCAAGCUUAUGUAGGCAAUACCCAGCCUAGCAAACAUUUUAGGCUGUGAUACAGCACAGCGGUGUGUGCAACACAAAGAAAUUAGCGACAGGCUGAGGGCGUUGACUGUUGAAAGUUCUGCUGUUGUUCAAAGGUUUCUGCUGAGAUUUUACUUGAACCUGCCAUUACCGAAACCCCAACAGUGUCUGUAACGAGCAAUGUAGCACCCUAUAUCGGACCAAAGAGUGCUAUGAGGCAUUAAACGACGAGCUAACUUUCUAACAAGCUGGCUAAUGUAUCAAGUUAGACUUAGCAUUAGCAUUGCUACAUGCAGUAUGACUGCUGUAGCCAGUGUAACUGACGAUGUACAACAAGGCGGUUCAGGUAGAACCUUACUGUGGUUUAUUUUCCGUGUUUGUGAAUAGCCGUGAGAUGCGUUUCAUUUUGCAUGAGCGGAUUCUACAUAUGCAGGUGCGCUUGUAGGAAUGUUUAUACCUGUAUGAUCCUGUAAACGGUGUGUGGGAGGGGUGGGGGGGGGUGCUUUCUAGAAACAUGGGGGUAAAAACAUCCAUUUCUUUCUCUCUCUGGUUUGUCAUCAGUGACCUGUUAGGGGAAAUUUCACCGCUACACUUCAUAGGUAUAUGCCCAUUAAUGAUGUACAGCAACGGAUCAAUUUUACCUGUUAAGGUAAAACGGUUCCAUACAAUCUGCUGUAUCUCCAUAUAAAGCGUUAAGAGAUCAUAUUGACUUUUUCCCCCUAAUUCAUCAUGUAAUAUUUCUGACGUAAGAAGGAAUUCAUCACAUUGUGGCGCCGCCCUGCUGGUGGGAUAUCAAAAAAAAAGAAAAAGAAAGAUACAGUCAACACAAUAGCUGGUAAAUAGCAGCAGUUGUUACUGUGGCUCUCAUGUCAUAGUUUCUUGUUGAAUUCCUGAAAAAGUUGUUUUCGAGUCCUCAGGAGAAGCUCGCUUCGAGAACCGAGGCUGGCGGAACAUGGCUGGUAAUCAGGCAGCAGGGCUGCAGCUUUCAUAACGUGUCACUCUGUAUUUACACUGAUUACACAGUGGCCUGGAAUGGACAACUGUAUCCACACAAGCAGAAGGGUUUUAGUGUAAUCCAGAAAACACAAAUCCUCCACCAUCUAAUCAACACGCAGCAAGAUCGAGGUUUAUCCGUGCACAGCCCAAAAUAGAGCUGGCAUGCCUAAUCAUGUCCAGCGCAAUUCCCACCAAUCCCAGAACCACAUCUGCUGUUGGUUUCAGGUGAAAUUUCCCCGCAUCUUUAGAGAUGGUCCAACUAGGGCCAUCAUAGGUACCCGUGAGUGAAGGGUGAUGUUGGCUGGUUCCCAUGGGGACCAGUCUUUGUCUGGCAGUCACAACAGCCUAGAAAUGUGUCAUACAUGAGCUUCGUUUAGAUGAACGCUGGGAGGGAACUUUGUGUUUUGUAAAUGCAGACAAAUGAGUUCUUCGAGGGUUCUUUGACAAGAAGCAGAGCCCAAUAUUCCCACCAGUUCUUCUGGUCACAGUUUUUGAAGGCUUCUCUUUUCAUCAUCAGUUCUACCCACUUAAAAAGGUGAUUCUUCAAGGGUUCUUUAGUAAAAGGAAUUGUUCUGUUUACAGCCAUGAGUUCCAUACAGAACCAUUUCAGGCUUAAAUUGUUCUUUACAUGGUAAGAAGGUUCUUCAGACUGAUGGAGAAUGUGUUGUAUAUGGUUCUGCAUGGAACUCUAUAUAGCACCAGAAAGGGUUCUUCUAUUGUUACAAGCUUGAAAUAACAGUAGAAAAACUCUUUUCGAUUCAUAUUCACUACAUUUUCCAUCCAUCUGAAGAAGAAUUUCACCAUGUAAAGAACCAUUUACGCAUGCAGAUGAUUCUUUGUGUGUUCAUGGUUCUACAUAGAACCACUGUGGUAAUUAAAGACCCCUUGUAGAACCUUCUUUUUUUUGGGGGGGGGUGAUGUUGUAGCUGAAAAUCACAGGAACCCCUCCUGCAUCUCCUUGGAACAUUCCGGCUCCGCCCCUCAUCAUCUCCACCACCUGUUUCUUGUUCUCUGGUUUUGUUUUUGGUGGUUUUCAUGUAGUUCCUGUGUUUCCAAGUGUGCCUCUUUCUUUGGUUGAUGGAUUUGCCUGGAUUGUAAUUGUCUGCUGACCCCUGCCCCUCAAAAUUCAUUCAGUGAAAUUACUUUUGAACAUGUAAAUUUAUUGAUUUUUUUUUAAAAAACAAUGCAGUUUUUGUUAAUUAGCUUAUUAGAAUGUAGACUUUUUUAUUGGUUUUACUGAAAACUAUCACUGUUGAAAAAAAAAAAUCACUGAGAAGAAAAUACGGACCAUUUGAUGACCAUCUGAUGACCAUCUGAUGGACUAUUUCAUGUUAAACCACUUUGAAUUCACUUGCUUCACAUCUUUAACAAUAGAAAUUUUGGAAAAUGGUUUUAAAUCCUCUUUGCCUGUGUUGUUUUGCCAAACCCUCUCACUCUGUCCCACCAUUAAGUGCUAUGAUUCAGAAAGAUCCCAGUGCGUAGAUGCGUUGCCUGACCGUUUCAAAGACAGGGCCCACUGUUCUGAUAUCUGGAACGUUGCUCUUCAGUCACUGAUAGACAUUGUUACUCCUCUGUCCUUCGAUCUCCUCUAUUCUCCCAGUUUGCCCUUCCAUUUUUUACAUUUGUUGGAUGUUUUUUGUACCGUCUGCUUGAACUCCCGCUCUUUCUGUGCUUGGCUGGAUGUGCGCUCUUCCUGCAAUGAUUCAUACCAAUAAACAGGGGUUCUGUGUGCUGAUGUCA
Messenger RNA from Pygocentrus nattereri (red-bellied piranha), 5214 nucleotides. It is a transcript of the gene olfm1b, whose product is annotated as olfactomedin 1b. The transcript has 6 exons. The record is from RefSeq and is a predicted model, not a curated record. Bases 546 to 1919 code for a protein of 457 amino acids. Lineage: Eukaryota; Metazoa; Chordata; Actinopteri; Characiformes; Serrasalmidae. Gene Ontology annotation, biological process: signal transduction.